CCAACACUCCCAAUCCAUAAUAAUUAAAGCUCCGCUCAUUCAGCCCACGUGAUUGAUAAUUGUCUGUAAACAUCCUCUCCACUCUGCUGUUGUUCAUUUACUCUACUCUACUUUUACUGUGUUGCACUUUACCCCCAAUCUUCUUUUCCCAACCUUCACUUCUUCCCUUCCAAUUUCAAGUUUCCCACUCACUCAAAGUCUAAAACCACCACCAAACCAUUAUUUAUUAACUAUUUCUUUCUAGAUCUUCACCGUUUUCUAGGGUUUCUCAAAUCAUGCAUGGCCUCAGCCGCCUCGGAACCGCCCGCUCCGUCAGCUCCACUACGGCGGCAUCUCCGCCUUCCUCCCCUCGCUUCCGCCACGGACGCACCAAAAGCUCCGGCGGUGGAGGCAGCGGAGGUGUCGGCGGCGGCGGCGGGGCAGGAUUUGGCGGGCGAGGCGCGAAGCAGAAUUCAGUGGAGAAGUUGGUGCUUGUUUUGAUUUCGGCUGUGUUCAAGCGGAAAGGCGUGCUUCUGUUGGCGCCGUUGUUGUAUAUAUCUGUAAUGUUGUUGUAUAUGGGUUCAUUGGGGUUCGAUGUUGUUGAUUUGAAGAGUGUUGUUGUUGUGCAUAAGCAUGCGCCUCCUGGCUCCGUUUACAGAAGUCCGCAGGUCUUUGAGAAGCUUUGGCCGUUAAUGGAGGCUGAAGCUAACGCCACCGACAAUGCGUUGAUGACAGCAUGGAAUUCGAAAGUCCAUCAAAGUUGGAAGCCGUGCAGCAAUAGGAGUAUUUCUGAAGCAGAAUUGCCCAAGUCUAACGGUUUCCUUAUAAUUGAAGCUAACGGUGGGUUGAACCAGCAACGCUUAUCAAUAUGUGAUGCAGUGGCAGUGGCAGGACUACUGAAUGCAACUCUUGUCAUUCCAAUUUUUCAUUUAAAUAGUGUCUGGCGAGAUUCGAGCAAUUUUGGGGAGAUAUUUGAUGAAGAUUUUUUCAUACAUGCACUUAGAAAUAAUGUGAAUGUGGUCAAAGAACUCCCAGAGGAUAUACUUCAACGGUUUGACCACAAUAUAAGUAGCAUUGUAAAUUUGAGAGUCAAAGCUUGGUCUAGCCCAACCUAUUAUCUUCAAAAGGUCCUGCCAAAACUGCUGCAGAUGGGGGCUGUCCGUAUUGCACCUUUCUCCAACAGAUUGGCUCAUGGAGUUCCUUCAAAUAUUCAAGGACUUAGAUGCCUGGCCAAUUUUGAAGCGCUAAGAUUUUCUGAACCUAUAAGAAUGCUUGCAGAGAAAAUGGUUGAUCGGAUGGUUCAGAAUAGCUCUCAAAGUGGGGGGAAAUAUGUUUCUGUGCACCUACGCUUUGAAACAGAUAUGGUUGCAUUUUCAUGUUGUGAAUAUGAUGGUGGGGAGGAAGAGAAACGUGAAAUGGAUAUAGCUCGAGAAAGAAGUUGGAGAGGAAAAUUCAGGAAAAGAGGAAGAAUAAUAAGACCAGGUGCAAAUCGUGUAGAUGGAAAAUGUCCUUUGACUCCAUUGGAGGUGGGAAUGAUGCUUAGGGGCAUGGGUUUUGAUAACACGACCUCAGUAUAUGUUGCAGCUGGAAAAAUUUAUAAAGCUGAAAAAUACAUGGCUCCUCUUAGACAGAUGUUUCCACGCUUAGAAACAAAGGAUACUUUAGCUAUCCCGGAAGAACUUGCUGCAUUUAAGGGCCACUCGUCUAGAUUGGCUGCUCUUGACUAUACAGUUUGCCUACACAGUGAAGUAUUUGUCACAACGCAAGGUGGGAAUUUUCCGCACUUCUUAACGGGUCAUAGGCGUUAUUUAUAUGAAGGACAUGCAAAGACUGUUAAACCUGAUAAGAGAAAGUUAGCACUAUUAUUUGAUAGCCCCAAUAUCAGAUGGGAUGACUUCAAGAAACAAAUGAAAGAUAUGCUUUCCCACAAUGAUCAAAAGGGAAUUGAAUUAAGAAAACCCAGUGGGUCACUUUACACAUUUCCCAUGCCAGAUUGCAUGUGUAAAACCACCAAAACUAAUACAUUAACACAAACAAAACAAACUUGAAAAUCUGAAUAUAGAAUCUAGGGUUACCCGAAGUUCUUUUACAUGUAAUUUAUGUUCCUUCCAAUAUUUGUUAUAUUCCAAAUCUAAUUCUUUCAUUUCAGUUGAGAGAGAGUAAGUAUUAGGUUUUAAUUCUUUAAAAUUGAUUGAUUCUGCUACCUCCGGUAGUUCACCACGCAAAAUUCAUUGUACAUGAUACAAUAACAAUUAUGUGAUAAAAAUUUAGUUGUAUUCAAUAAUACAUAGGGUCAUUUGGGAUUUGAUUUUUGGAAAGCUCAUAAUCUCCUCUCAUUUUGGCUGGAGUUAUAAAAGGAGGAGGUUUUUUUGUAAGAUACUUUUUUUUUAUUAUUAUUAUUGUAGAUUAAUAAGAUCUAUGUUCAUUAAAGUUUGAAUUGUAUG
Pistacia vera is the source of this 2423-nucleotide messenger RNA. RefSeq names its product O-fucosyltransferase 9. Lineage: Eukaryota; Viridiplantae; Streptophyta; Magnoliopsida; Sapindales; Anacardiaceae. The transcript is spliced from 10 exons. Bases 276 to 2027 code for a protein of 583 amino acids. The record is from RefSeq and is a predicted model, not a curated record.